Vicia villosa (hairy vetch) is the source of this 507-nucleotide messenger RNA. RefSeq lists its product as uncharacterized. The coding region runs from base 1 to 468 and encodes 155 amino acids. The record is from RefSeq and is a predicted model, not a curated record. Lineage: Eukaryota; Viridiplantae; Streptophyta; Magnoliopsida; Fabales; Fabaceae. The transcript is spliced from 5 exons.
AUGGCAGAAAAGAAUAAGCAAAAGGGUACUUCUUCUUCACUUGGUUCUCAAAUCUUUGAGUCUAAAAUAUGUCACCCUUCUGCAGGAAUUUAUGGCUCCAUAGUUUCAACUCAUUCACCUAAGAUUUUAAGAAGAGAAUCUGUGCGAUUUGAAGCAAGUGGCAGCAAAACUAAGAAAGAGACAGUGAACUCUAAAGUUGAAACUCAAGGAAUAGAUAGCAUCUUUAAGGACAACAAUGGUGGAGCUCAUAACACAAAAAACACAGACAUUUCUUGCUUGUACCAGAAUCAUAAUGUUCAUACAUGUCAUCUAAGUUCAUCAAUUUUUUAUGGUGGCCAAGAUAUAUAUCCUCAAACUCAAAGUUCACAAAAUGCUUCAUUCAACUCCUUGUACAAUAAUAAUGGAGGAGAAGAUGAUUCAGAAAUGGCUACAAGAGGAGACUGGUGGCAGGGAGGUCUUUAUUAUUAAUAUCAUCAAUGCCUACUCUAAGACUAUGCUUCAUCAGGU